ACAGGAGACAAAAAGAGAAAGGAAAAGGGAAAAAAAUAAAAUAAAAUAAACCUCCAUAGCAGAAGAUGCAAGCUAACAGUCAUGGUUAUUAUUAUUAUUAUUAUUAUUAUUAUUAUCUAUAAAACAAUGACGUGAAGCAACUACCAGAACAACUAUAUAUAAUGGAGAAAUCAAAGUCUUUUUCAUCCAGGAAAGUUCCAGGAAUUCACCGUCUCUCUUCGCCAAUCGGUGAUUCCUGCAAAUUUCCCGAGAGGGGAGUGCUCUGGGUCAUGAACUUUAACCCCAAUUGUUUCAACUAAACCUUAAUCGACCAAUGGCCAUGGCUAAUUCGUUGUUCCUCUUUUCCAUCUUCAUACUUGCCUUCAUCCCAAUUGCUUACUCUGUUCCCUUCAUCCUGCUUCACGGCAUUGGAGAUCACUGCUCCCAUCGAGGAGUUAGACAGUUCACUGAGCUACUGAUCAAAUUGUCUGGUUCUAAAGGACGUUGCCUGGAAAUUGGAGAUGGCACAUGGGAUUCUUGGUUUAUGCCUCUUCAGGAACAGGCAGAUAUUGCUUGUAAUAAGGUGAAGAAAAUGAAAGAACUCAGAAAGGGCUACAACAUUGUUGGUCUGUCUCAGGGUAAUCUAAUAGGUCGAGGUGUUGCAGAGUUUUGUGAUGGGGGACCUCCUGUUAAGAAUUUUAUUUCAUUGGGAGGACCUCAUGCUGGUACUGCUUCUGUCCCUCUUUGUGGCUCUGGUGUGUUUUGCAUUUUUGCGGACAGCCUACUCAAGUCUCAGAUCUACAGCGACUAUGUUCAAGCUCAUUUGGCUCCCAGUGGCUAUCUCAAAUUACCAAAUAAUAUCCCUGCCUAUCUGGAAAAAUGUAGAUUUCUCCCAAAGCUUAACAAUGAACUUCCUGGUGAGAGAAACUCAACUUACAAGGAACGGUUCAGUAGUUUGCAGAACUUGGUGCUUAUCAUGUUUGAGCAUGACUCAGUUGUAGUACCCAAGGAAACCUCCUGGUUUGGAUAUUAUCCGGAUGGUGCAUUCAAGCCAACUUUGCCUCCACAAAAGACAAAGCUUUACGCUGAGGAUUGGAUCGGUUUGAAAACUUUGGAUGAAGCUGGGAGGGUGAAGUUCAUCAGUGUGCAGGGUAAUCAUCUAGGAAUCUCUGAAACUGAUGUGAAGAAGUACGUUAUACCAUACUUGAUAGGUAAAGCAUCCACUAAAGUUAAAGUGAAAGGAUCAUCAUCUCAUGGGUGGCACUCCUAAAAUCAGAAGCUUCAUUGGGGAAUUUCUUGUGGGGUUGAUGACAACUUGGCGACCCUUAUCCUUGUGCAAAGUUAAAAUUGUUGAUUUCCUUUUAUAAACAUGAUCCAUGUGGUUCAAAUUUAUCUAUUCAGAUUUGUGAGGAUGCUUAUACCAAUUUGCAGAGAAGAUUUAAUUAUUGGGCAAUUGAACUUACUGUGCUUGGAGGUAAUAAUAUUUAUGCCUUGGACUUGGA
Molecule: messenger RNA, 1481 nt
Organism: Malania oleifera
Lineage: Eukaryota; Viridiplantae; Streptophyta; Magnoliopsida; Santalales; Ximeniaceae
Exons: 12
Coding region: 314-1249 (311 amino acids)
Cellular component (GO): intracellular membrane-bounded organelle
Molecular function (GO): thiolester hydrolase activity
Source: RefSeq, a predicted model, not a curated record